GAUCGCCAUCCAUAAAAGAAGAAAAAAAAACAAAUCCGGGUAUUGCAGUGGUUGAAGUGAAAAUGAUGAAGACCGAAAUAAUAUCAUUUAUUGUGGGUUUGACGAUUUUAAUAAAUGUUUUUGCUGUGGAAGUGUCGGAGCAACAACCCAAGGUCUCUUAUGGCAGUGCUAAAGUUGAAUACGAACAAUUGACGAAAGAAAUUAAAGAAAUCGAUCGUCAAUUAGAAAAAACCAGGAGAAUACAAUGUUACAAUCCCUUCCAAAAAAUGGUGGCAUUUUUUUUGAACAUUUUUCCGCUUCCUAAACAUAUGCAGGACGGUUUUUUCGUGAAAGAGAAACAAUGUGUUAAUCAUCAGCAAGGUCAAUUCCGUAAACUAUCGGAGAAGGUGAAAAUAAAGAAAGACCGUGUUGAGGAAGCAUUAGCAACAAUGAAAUCAUUGCACCCACUGCAAGAGAAGACCUUGAACGAGAAAUCACAUAAAAUUAAUCAAACGACACAGUAAAUAAUGAGAAAAUCUCCAUUGUUGUUAUGUUAUUCCUGUGAAUGUUUGUUUAUUAUUACUAAUAAUAGGAUAUCAGCACCUCAUUGAAUUUAUUUUAUGUAAUUGCAAUGUUUUUUUCUGCAACCCAAGUAAAGCUGGAUCAUAAAAAUCGAA
Messenger RNA from Fopius arisanus, 656 nucleotides. RefSeq lists its product as uncharacterized. The transcript has 2 exons. NCBI's taxonomy places the organism in Eukaryota, Metazoa, Arthropoda, Insecta, Hymenoptera, Braconidae. The record is from RefSeq and is a predicted model, not a curated record. The coding region runs from base 63 to 503 and encodes 146 amino acids.